AUGGUGAAUACGGGAAAGCCUAGCAUGGCUUGUGCCACUUGCAAAACACGCAGGAUUAAAUGUGAUCGGCUGCAGCCUGAAUGUUCUCAGUGCAUACGCUCUGGUUGGACGUGUCCGGGAAUACCCUCUACCGCCGAUAUCAUGUUCCGGCACCACCGUACACGUCGAGCGCCUGGAGUCUCUCAGCACGCAAGUAUUGGCCAGCCGCCAGAACCAAGAGAGAGACACAGGAUUAUCGACUUGUCACCUGCAGUUACAGACAGGGCCACGGCCUUCUUCCUGUAUCAGUACGCAUUUAGUCCCGAGCUCUGUUCCAGCACUGGCAUCUCCCCAGGAGUCCAUGAGCAUCUGCCAGUCCUCCUUCAACAUGAACCACCUACGGGAGCGCUUAAUACCAUCGUGGCAGCCGCGGGACUUGCCGCUUUGGCGAAUGCUGGAGCUUCAGCGCCGUGGAAAUUCGAUGCCUAUCGUUCAUACGGGAAAGCUCUCGAGCAACUACGCGUCGAUCUCAAAGAUCCGGUUCGCAUGAAAUCCGAUAGCACAUUGGCGGCUGUCAUGUUGAUGGGUACUUUUGAGAUGAUCUCGGAUGGUGACCUGGCUUCGAUGGAAUCUUUCGGCCGCCAUAUUGUAGCCGGCGCUCAAUGCGUUCAGCUUCGUGGGCCAAGCCAGUUCCGUAAUUUAGUAUCUGUCAUUUUAUUUAUUCAGCUGCGUCGUCUUAUUAUCAUGACUUGCCAUCAACUUCAGGAGCCCUUGCCUUACACUCUCAAGGUGUGGUCACGAUGGACUGAGAACCCUAAAAAGAAAGAUGAGGCUUCUCUGAAUCGCUUUUCCGAAUUAAAUGAGGAACUCGCAGCCGUCCGAGCUGAGAUCAAGCAGAGGGCCAUACAAAGUCCUGCAGUUGUGGCUGCUAUGCUGGAGCCAAUCGACCACAAGGUCGAAGAUUGGAGGUCGAAGCUUCCAGACUCGUGGAAUUUUAAGUCGUACAGAUCUCUAGGGCCAAGCGUCAAUCCAGCGGCUGGAGGUCAAAUGUUUCAAUAUGACGAGUAUCCGGAUUUCUGGGUUGCUUCCACUUGGAAUAAUUACCGCAUGGUUCGUAUUCUGAUUCAUGAGUCCAUAUUGAUGACAACAAUGAAAUACGGCACAGAUGAGGAGAAGAGCGGGCUCAAACACUCAGCCAAGGUACUGGCUGAAAUGACAAACGGAGUUUGCUCCAGUGUGCCGUAUAUUAUGGGCGACAGGUGCAGGAGACACUAUUCGAGAGCCAGCUUCGAAACUCUAAGGCCAGACUUGAGACGAGCGAAACCGGGUGGAUACACGCUGUUAUGGCCAUUGUUUCUAGCCGGAUCGCUGAGCACUACUCCCAAAGACCAGCGAGACUGGAUUGCCCUUGUCUUGCGAGAAAUGGGCCUACGCAUGGGCAUGCAGCUAGCCAUAUCGAUGGCGAUAAAACUGGAGCAAACAACCUCGUCAUUUUCGGACCCUGACCUGUGGCUUAUUGGCGAGUUUUUCCCUAGGUAG
This is a messenger RNA of Trichoderma asperellum CBS 433.97, 1518 nucleotides long. RefSeq lists its product as uncharacterized. Gene Ontology annotation, biological process: regulation of DNA-templated transcription. Gene Ontology annotation, molecular function: zinc ion binding; DNA-binding transcription factor activity, RNA polymerase II-specific. The record is from RefSeq and is a predicted model, not a curated record. NCBI's taxonomy places the organism in Eukaryota, Fungi, Ascomycota, Sordariomycetes, Hypocreales, Hypocreaceae.